Molecule: messenger RNA, 5251 nt
Organism: Cavia porcellus (domestic guinea pig)
Lineage: Eukaryota; Metazoa; Chordata; Mammalia; Rodentia; Caviidae
Gene: Lin54
Product: lin-54 DREAM MuvB core complex component
Exons: 14
Coding region: 839-3088 (749 amino acids)
Biological process (GO): regulation of DNA-templated transcription
Cellular component (GO): nucleus
Source: RefSeq, a predicted model, not a curated record
AACCUCUCCUACUCAAAUAGACAAAUCAAAGUUAUCUUAAAGCUCAGGGAAAGUAAUUCUGGAGUUUUAGGUGACACCCUACUCCUUGAUUUAUCCAGUUUUCAAAUAGGCGCCAAAAGUUUGUUUGCCAGCUCUUUUCUAGGCCUGGUGGAAAGGGCAGAGGAAUUGCUGUCCUCAGAAGGCCUGCAUUCUAAGAGGUGGGCAGCUGACGCAACUUAUAAGAGCUUUCUGAUGGUGACAGAGGGGUGGGACAGUGUUGCUACUUUACACUGAUGGGACCGGUAAUGGGGUUGAGACUAAUCCAGAGGUCAUGAGACUUCUUCACUAAUGGCCCUCAUGCUUAUAGGACUGUACUCUACCAUGAUCAGCUGGGAGGGAGAAAAACCUGUGGUUUUGGCUUCCAGGAAUGCACUUUGCCAUUAGAACAUUUACAGUGUGAACUACAACCAUCGACCUGGAGUAUGCAUUGUAUUUUCUGGAUUCUUUCCCUGCCGUGCCUUCAUGGGUGAUCCCUCAAACAGCAGCUCUGGAGUCCUCUUUCAUGAGUGUCUCUGCCAGGUGGGAUCAACAAUAUGAGUGCUGCUGCCAGGCACCAUCCAGUGGAAAGGCAGGCUUAUAAGAACAUGACAGUGUGUCUUCAUCCACCGUGUGCACCAAACCUAUCACUGUGCGACUUCUGGUCUGCUCCAGUCAAAAUGACCAUAAAAGGGAAACAUUCUUAAUUGAUUCAGGACAUCAAGGCAGCCAGCAGAGCACAACUAAAGACAAAAAAGAGGACUUCUAGAACUGCUGCAGAAAAUGUUGCAGCUCCGGAGCGCCUUCCCGCAGGAGCACGGCCAUGGAGGUGGUUCCAGCUGAGGUGAAUAGCUUGCUUCCGGAGGAGAUAAUGGACACGGGGAUAACGUUAGUGGAUGAGGAUAGUAUUGAGGCUGUUAUUGUUUCAUCCCCAAUCCCCAUGGAGACAGAACUGGAAGAAAUUGUCAACAUAAACUCAACUGGUGACUCUGCGGCCACACCCAUUUCCACGGAGCCCGGCUCAGUGUACAGUAACCACACUAACCAAGUUGCAGUGAACACCACAGUCCCUAAAGCAGAUCCUAACACCACAAUGAAACCAGCUCUUCCGAGUGGCCUUCAAAAACUUGGUGCUCAGACUCCUGUGACUAUAUCAGCCAAUCAGAUCAUUUUAAACAAAGUAUCACAGACAUCUGAUCUUAAACUUGGCAGUCAGACCCUUAAGCCAGAUGGACAGAAGUUAAUUUUAACAACUUUGGGCAAGUCUGGUUCACCAAUUGUUUUAGCACUACCCCAUAGCCAGCUGCCCCAGGCUCAGAAAGUUACAACUCAGGCUCAGUCAGGAGAUGCUAAGUUGCCAGCACAGCAAAUUAAAGUAGUUACCAUUGGAGGGAGGCCAGAGGUGAAACCUGUCCUUGGUGUCUCAGCACUGACCCCAGGAAGCCAGCUGAUUAAUCCUACAACUCAGCCCUCUGUGGUUCAGACCCAACAGUUAAAAACAGUGCAGAUUGCUAAGAAGCCUCGAACUCCAACCUCUGGCCCAGUAAUCACGAAGCUGAUCUUUGCAAAACCAAUUAAUAGUAAAGCAGUUACAGGACAGACAACUCAAGUAUCACCACCAGUCAUUGCAGGUCGAGUUCUUUCUCAGUCCACCCCUGGAACGCCGUCAAAGACCAUAACAAUAGCUGAAAGUGGAGUUAUUGGAUCGGCUUUAAACUCUACAGCACAGACACCAAAUAAAAUCGCCAUCUCACCUUUGAAAUCCCCAAAUAAGGCAGUGAAAUCAGCUGUGCAGACUAUCACUGUCGGGGGAGUGAGCACGUCUCAGUUUAAGACGAUUAUUCCUCUGGCCACCUCACCCAACGUCCAGCAGAUCCAAGUGCCUGGCAGCAAGUUCCACUAUGUCCGCCUUGUCACCGCCACCACUGCCAGCAGCUCUACCCCGCCCACCAGUCAGAACCCCAGCACCAACACCCAGCCAUUGCAGCAAGCGAAGCCAGUGGUCGUUAAUGCAGCCCCAGUGCGGAUGUCAGGCCCUUUCGUCCCAGCGCAGGCUGUCAAACAAGUUGUUCCAAAACCAAUCAAUCCAGCGUCACAGAUUGUGACCAGUAGCCAGCCCCAGCAGCGGCUCAUCAUGCCUGCCACACCACUGCCCCAGAUCCAGCCCAACCUCACCAGCCUGCCCCCAGGAACUGUCCUGGCCCCCGCCCCAGGGACGGGCAACGUGGGCUACGCGGUACUUCCGGCUCAGUAUGUCACUCAGCUGCAGCAGUCGUCAUACGUGUCCAUAGCGAGCAGCUCGGCCUUCACUGGAGCACCGGGGGUCCAGACGCAGGCGAGGCUUCCGUUCAAUGGGAUAAUCCCAUCAGAGUCUGCCAGUCGGCCCAGGAAACCCUGUAAUUGUACAAAAUCUCUAUGCUUGAAAUUAUACUGUGAUUGCUUCGCAAAUGGUGAAUUCUGCAACAACUGCAAUUGUACUAAUUGCUAUAACAAUUUGGAACAUGAAAAUGAAAGGCAAAAAGCAAUAAAGGCCUGCCUGGACAGAAACCCCGAGGCCUUCAAGCCGAAGAUCGGGAAAGGCAAGGAGGGCGAGUCAGACCGGCGGCACAGCAAGGGCUGCAACUGCAAGCGCUCGGGCUGUCUCAAGAACUACUGCGAGUGCUAUGAGGCAAAAAUAAUGUGCUCUUCGAUAUGCAAGUGUAUCGGCUGUAAGAAUUUUGAAGAGAGCCCCGAGAGAAAGACGCUGAUGCACUUGGCAGACGCGGCUGAAGUCCGGGUGCAGCAGCAGACGGCAGCCAAGACCAAGCUGUCCUCACAGAUUUCCGACCUGCUCACCAGGCCUGCGCCGGCGCUCAGCAGUGGCGGAGGGAAGUUGCCGUUCACUUUUGUUACCAAGGAGGUGGUGGAGGCCACCUGUAAUUGCCUGCUUGCCCAGGCAGAACAGGCGGACAAGAAGGGGAAGCCGAAGGCUGCCGCAGAGCGGAUGAUCCUGGAAGAGUUCGGCCGCUGUCUGAUGAGCGUCAUCAACUCCGCAGGCAAAGCGAAAAGUGACCCGUGCGCCAUGAACUGCUGACCCGGGCAUGAGGCGGAAAGGUGGAGCUGUACGGAGCACAGGUGCAGGGAUGCUGAUUUCUGGACAUCAGUUAGCACUUAGUGUGUUUUAACUCAGUCCUUGUUUUUCCGAGACCUGAAAUUAUAAUACCGAAAGAGAAGACAUUUGAAAUGAGGAAAUUCAUACAUUUUAAAUCCUAGUUAAUUCUGCUUACACCCCUUGUAAAUUGAAUUUUUCUUUUUAAUUUUUAUUGUAAUAUAUAGAUUUUUAAUUUGCUUGAGUUUCUUUUUUUUGUUUGUUUUCUUUUGGUCUCUUUUUUGAGACAGGGUUUCACUAUGCAGUUCAGGCUGGCCUCGAACUCACUUUGUAGCCCAGGCUGGCCUCAAACUCACAGUGAUCCUCCUGCCUCAGCCUCCCGGCUGCUGAGAUUACAGGCAUGUGCUACCAUGCCUGGCUCUGCAUGGGUUUCUUAAAAAUUAGAUGUUCUGUCUUUGUGAUUCUAUCAAGAAAAAGAACAUUUUAUAAAUUAUGGAAUUUGUAGCGUGUGGUAUUGUAUGGCUUUGUUCAGUAGGAAAGUCAAAGCAGCCUUGGGUGUGUACAGUCAUUCUAGAACAUGUGCAGCUCAGAGGUCUGCAUACAUUCUUACAGAAUGUAUUCAGGUGCACUUGUGUUCAAAAAGCACUCUUUUUAAGGAAAACCAGCUUUUUAGGCUCGGUUCUGGACUAUCAAAAGAGGAAGCAAUCCCUAGGCAGAAUUUUAAAAUAAAACUUCUUUUUCACACACAUACACAGAUGAAGGGAUAGUGGCGACUUUAGCAGCUGUGCCAUGUACUCCUGUCGCGAGGAGUGGCCAGGAGUGCUCAGAGUCUCCUCUUCCUCUCAGGAGGUGUCGUGUGUGGGAAUAAGUUGUCAGAGUGCUUACUGGUCACUCGCAAAGUGAGAGGUGUGUGACAAGGUACAAACAUUAGAGAGCCUCGUGUAAUCAUUGAGCAUAAAGUUAGCUUGGGUGGAGAAUAAGGAAUGCUGAAGCUGUAAGACAUGAAUUUAAGGAAGCGUUUUUCUCUCUACAGCUCUUGUUGUAGAUUGAAACUUUGUGUGACUUUCACUUGGUUUACUGAAGCAGGUCUCCUAACAGAGCUUCAAAAUUGUAGUGGAAUUUCUUUUUAUGAGGGAAGUUUACAGUGACAUUGUUUUUAGCCAGUGGUUUGGGAAGCAGAAGGUAUGUGUGUUUUCGUGUAAUUAGUAAUUACAUUUUCAGUUAACUAUGAGUUUAAGAGCCUGUGGUAGUAGGACUCUUGAUUUUAUGACAAAACCAUGCUGGCAUUCAGACAUUUUGUUAGGUACUUUAAUCCUCAGUAAUUAUCAGUAUGUAUGAUUAUUAUAUUUCCUACAAGGACUCUAUAGUUGUAUGUAUUAAGUGUGUAUAUAUGUUCAUAUGAACAUGCAAGAUACAGGCAAUAGAAAUUAAGUAAUCCAAAAGAGGAUUCUGUUAUUCAUUAAAGUAUCCUCCUUUUGAAAUUUGGGUUUAUAAAAGUAUAGUGCAGUAACUUUAAAUGUAGAUAGUGCAGACGUUCUUAGCACCUCAAUCUAGUAGGCCUAAUUAAACUUUGUAUAAAUGUAAAUUAGUGUAAGAGGAUAAAAUAAUAUCUAAUCAAGUUAUUUUUCAAAAAUUUGCAAUAAGUUUUUGGUCUAAACCUAAACUUUGUUCAUUUUGUAUAUAUUCUGUGUUAAUUCUAAUUGCACCAUUGUGAUGUGUAUUUAUAUACAGUGUGCAGAAAAUGUGAAAUUCUGAUUACAAUUGUAGAUUAUGUAUGAUGACAUUGCUUAAGAAUGUUUUGCUUGUAAAAAUCUGAAGGUGCAAUCAAAUGCUACUAGCUCUGAUUUCCAAGAGGCUGCCCCCAAAGCAUCGGGCCUCCCUUCUGUGCAGUACUCACUACACAACUCUUUGUAUUGAGACAUUUGCAUCAAAUUGCUGAACCUGAUUAACAGCCACACUCACACAGCCCUCGUAAGGACUAUGUGGGAGUGUUGGGUGUGUGACUUUUUAGCUCUAUUUCCAUCCCAAGAUAGAAUGAUUAUGUUUAUAUUUACUAGAGCUAUUCAAAGAAUACCCUUUUCUAUAUUGUAAAAACAGACAGGAAAGUAAAUCAUACAGAAAAUAAACAUUUAUACUAUUCUGUAAAAA